Harpia harpyja (harpy eagle) is the source of this 4045-nucleotide messenger RNA. It is a transcript of the gene SLC25A13, whose product is annotated as solute carrier family 25 member 13. Gene Ontology annotation, biological process: aspartate transmembrane transport; L-glutamate transmembrane transport; malate-aspartate shuttle. The coding region runs from base 16 to 2133 and encodes 705 amino acids. Gene Ontology annotation, molecular function: calcium ion binding; L-aspartate transmembrane transporter activity; L-glutamate transmembrane transporter activity. Lineage: Eukaryota; Metazoa; Chordata; Aves; Accipitriformes; Accipitridae. The transcript has 19 exons. The record is from RefSeq and is a predicted model, not a curated record.
UGAUGCAUCUCAGUAAUGUUUGCCUUUUUCACCUCAGCCAAACAAUGGACUGCAAAAUGGAAGAGAAGAAUUGCAUUGCAUUACAUGUGGAUUCGUUGGGCCCUCAGAAAGGAACAGGUGGCUCUAACCAAGAGAGCUGAUCCAGCUGAGUUGAAAACAAUAUUUUUGAAGUAUGCAAGUGUGGAGAAGAAUGGUGAAUUCUUCAUGUCUCCUAAUGACUUUGUCACACGGUACCUGAAGAUAAUUGGAGAUGGUUUGCCUAAUGCAAGCACUGUACAGCUCCUUGCAGGUGUGGUGGAUCAGACAAAAGAUGGGUUGAUAUCCUUUCAAGAGUUUGUGGCAUUUGAAUCAGUCCUGUGUGCUCCAGAUGCAUUGUUCAUAGUAGCCUUUCAGCUGUUUGACAAGACUGGCAAAGGAGAAGUUACUUUUGAGGAUGCUAAGCAAGUUUUUGGCCAGACCACAAUUCAUCAGCACAUUCCUUUUAACUGGAAUUCAGAGUUUGUACAGCUGCAUUUUGGAAAGGAUAGAAAAAGACACCUAACAUACGCGGAGUUCACCCAGUUUUUACUGGAGAUACAGUUAGAACAUGCAAAACAAGCUUUUGUGCAGAGAGACAAUGCUCAGGCCGGAAGAGUCACAGCUAUGGACUUCAGGGACAUUAUGGUCACUAUCCGGCCACACAUGCUGACACCAUUUGUAGAAGAAUGUCUAGUAGCUGCUGCUGGAGGUACCACUUCCCAUCAGGUCAGCUUUUCCUAUUUUAAUGGAUUUAAUUCUCUCCUUAACAACAUGGAGCUCAUUAGAAAGAUCUACAGUACUCUGGCUGGAAAUAGAAAAGAUGUGGAAGUCACUAAGGAGGAGUUUGUUCUGGCAGCUCAGAAAUUUGGUCAGGUUACACCCAUGGAAGUUGACAUCUUGUUUCAGUUAGCAGAUCUAUAUGAGCCACGGGGGCGCAUGACGUUAGCUGAUAUUGAAAGAAUUGCUCCUCUGGAGGAAGGGACGUUGCCUUACAACCUGGCUGAGGCUCAGAGGCAGAAAGCUUCAGGUGAUGUGUCUCGACCUAUUCUCAUCCAGAUUGCAGAAUCGGCAUACAGAUUUGCCCUUGGUUCGGUUGCUGGAGCUGUUGGAGCCACUGCAGUCUACCCAAUUGAUUUGGUAAAAACUCGAAUGCAAAACCAGCGCUCUACAGGCUCUUUUGUGGGAGAACUUAUGUAUAAAAACAGCUUUGAUUGCUUCAAGAAAGUGCUACGUUAUGAAGGUUUCUUUGGGCUUUAUAGAGGUCUGUUACCACAGCUAUUAGGAGUAGCACCAGAGAAGGCCAUAAAACUUACUGUUAAUGAUUUUGUGAGAGAUAAGUUUAUGACUAAAGAUGGCUCUGUCCCACUGGCUGCAGAAAUUCUUGCUGGUGGCUGUGCUGGAGGUUCUCAAGUGAUCUUUACCAAUCCACUGGAAAUUGUUAAGAUUCGAUUACAGGUGGCUGGAGAAAUUACUACUGGUCCACGAGUUAGUGCCCUCACUGUAUUACGGGACUUAGGCUUCUUUGGUCUCUACAAGGGUGCUAAGGCAUGUUUUUUGCGUGACAUCCCCUUCUCUGCCAUUUACUUCCCCUGUUAUGCUCACUUGAAAGCUUCACUUGCAAAUGAAGAUGGGAGGGUCAGCCCUGGAAAUCUGCUCUUGGCUGGAUCAAUAGCUGGUAUGCCUGCAGCCUCUCUGGUGACCCCUGCGGAUGUCAUCAAAACAAGGCUACAGGUGGCAGCCCGGGCAGGACAGACCACCUACAGCGGCGUUGUAGACUGUUUUGCAAAGAUCCUUCGAGAGGAAGGUCCGAAGGCUCUGUGGAAAGGAGCAGGAGCUCGUGUAUUUCGAUCUUCUCCUCAGUUUGGUGUAACUCUCGUAACUUACGAGCUACUGCAGAGAUGGUUUUACGUGGACUUCGGGGGAGUAAAACCAGCUGGAUCAGAGCCAGUUCCUAAAUCUAGGAUCACACUCCCUGCUCCUAACCCUGACCAUGUAGGUGGUUAUAAAUUGGCAGUUGCCACUUUUGCAGGGAUUGAAAACAAGUUUGGACUUUACCUACCUCGGUUUAAGCCAUCGCCACCUACCUCAAAGGCUGCUGCAGCAGUAGGACCCUAAGUUUAUUGCUGUAGGUUUUUUGUUAUUAGUUGGGAAAGAGCCACUUUUCUAAUUGGUUAUUACUUUGUUCCUUUAGCUUCUCAUCAUAUAACAGUUUAGCUUCGUUUGAGUUUUAAGGCAAUUUUCAUCCUAAAUGUAAUGAUUUGUCUUUGUGCUUCCUUAACCAGAUCACUGUGAAAUUCUUACCAGUUGUUUUAAGUUUGGGACCAUGAAUGUAUUUGUCCACAUCUGACAUGCGCUUGUGUUGGGAAGACACUAAUUUUAGGUUCUGUUUAUUGGGGAGGGCUGGGUGAGAGCUGUGAACCAGAUCAUCUUACAGGCAAUGCUCAGUUGCAGAUCACCAGGGCGGAUGUUGCACAUCGUCACUCAAAUGGAAAAACUCAGUAGAUAUCACGGUGCUCAAAGCGGAAUGAUUUUGACUGUACAUGUAAAUUGGUUAUAAACUUAAUGCGUGUCUGUAGAGGUCAGCAAAUAUAUACCCGGUACCUAAGUAUGCCAGUACAGCUUCAACUUUUUAAAUAUGUACACGCACAAGUUCUGUUUCUGGAUUGUAUUAUGAAGCUUUUAUGUGGAACAUGUUUUUGUAAUGGAAACCACAUUUAUAAAUGUUUAGCCGUUGUAUUAUGUUACUGGUAUCAAAAUGCUCAAAAGAAAGUGUUAUUGUCCAUAGUCUUUGCACUUUAUGGAAGAACUUUUGGCAUUCUACUACACAUACAAGGAAAUUUCAUAACUAGGUGCCUAUCUUGGGUUGCUGGUGUUUGAAAUUCAGUUUGUAUAUGCACUUCUAUAGUAAAACGCUGCUUGUUUAAAUAACUGCAAUAGAAAAUUCAUGCACUGUAUCAAUGGUACCUGCCUUAACUGCUGGCUUGUAAUUGGCAAAUAGGUGGUUUCAGAUUCUUAUUUACUUCAUUGAGUCAAAAGAGAUUAAAAUACUCUAAAAGAAAAGAUUUUACUUAAUUUUUUGGUGCCUUGCACAGUGUUUAGAAAAUUAUGUAUUUAUGAAGAUAGAAAUAAACCUUUCAAACAGAUGCACACAUGGUAUUCUGUUACGGAAAUAGUGUAGUACGUCAGACGUCUUGUUCAACUUCAGUUAUAAAGUUAGGUUAAGAUAAAGUUAAUAUUUGGACAUGUAAGCUAUAAAAACACCUGCAGCUUGAGAAUAAAUUAUAUGAAUUGCCCUGUGUAGAAAAGACAUCUGUUGGUGUAGAUGUCACUGAAAAAAAGAAAUUUUUCCUCAGUCAAAAACCAGGAUUGGAGUAAGCUUUGAUAUUUUGACCUUUACUUUUACGGGGAGGUUAAUGUGUUAUGAACAGUCUGACUACCUAGUCAGUUGAAGGUACUGUUGGGUGUCUUCUGUGAUGCCUCUUAAGACCAGGAAGAAUUUGGUCUUGCUUGUCUUCUAGAGGUGGGUACCUUCAAUGUUGACUGUAAACUGAGGGAAUGCAUAGAUGCAGUAUCAUUGCAGACAAAUGGGUUAGGCAUGCAGUAUCACAUUGUUGUACUAUAACUUAUGGAAAUACUGAAAUGGAAAUCACUCUAUUGUUGUAUUUGUGUUUGGGUCAUUGUGAAAAUUAUUCUCUUGGACUAAUUUGCAUUUUGAAGUUACUGGUGAAAUGGAGUCAUGGCAGGAGUAGCAUCUGCAGUACUCAAGCACGUGAAAGCGAGGGGAGAAGAUGACAUCUACCUGCAGCUGCAUCUUGGAGUCUGGCUAAACCAGUGUGCAGAGACUCUGCGCUGGGCUCUGACAGCCGCCGGCUGCUCCCUCUCAACCCUGUAUAUCCAAGUCUCUCCAAAUGACAGGUCCUUUGUUUCAGCAAUGGGGAAAAAAACCCUGCCCCUUGUAUUACUGCAAAAUUAACUGUCAGGAUUUUUGGUUAAGGCUUGUCAUAAAAGUUAAACUUUCUCACCGGGA